Molecule: messenger RNA, 5106 nt
Organism: Acipenser ruthenus (sterlet)
Lineage: Eukaryota; Metazoa; Chordata; Actinopteri; Acipenseriformes; Acipenseridae
Gene: sfmbt2
Product: Scm like with four mbt domains 2
Exons: 22
Coding region: 164-2887 (907 amino acids)
Biological process (GO): regulation of DNA-templated transcription
Cellular component (GO): nucleus
Molecular function (GO): histone binding; transcription corepressor activity
Source: RefSeq, a predicted model, not a curated record
CAUGCGCAGUGGGAGGAUGCCAUAUUGGAAUGGGUCUCUCGCUGAGAACAGACAUUGCUCGUUUGCCUUCUUCGACUGAUCAAAGGGGUGUUGCAAUUUAAGACGCUGAAAAAAAACUUCAUACAGAUAACUGAGGGGAAAGAAAAUCAUGAACUGAAAGACAAUGGGAGAGGUCUCGUCAGAAGUUUUACCCAUGAUAGCAGAGAACAUGCAGGAACGUGCAAUGCCAUCAGGAGAGUGGUCUUGCAGUCCAGCAAAUGGAGGUGGAGAGCAGAUUGACUCAGAUGGAGAUUCGGUAGAAGAGGAUAUUGAUUUUAAUUGGGAUGAAUAUUUAGAAGAAACCAGUGCCAGUGCUGCUCCCCACACAUCAUUUAAACAUGUUGAAAUCAGCCUCCAGAGCAGUUUCCAGCCUGGGAUGAAGCUGGAGGUGGCGAAUAAAAGCAACCCUGACACUUACUGGGUAGCGACUAUCAUAACCACUUGUAGACAGCUGCUGCUCCUGCGCUUCAGCGGCUAUGGGGAGGAUCGCAAAGCAGACUUCUGGUGCGAUGUCAUGACGGCAGAUCUGCACCCGGUGGGCUGGUGCACACAGAAUAACAAGGUCCUGAUGCCACCUGAAGAGAACUGUUACCUGAGAAAAGCAAUAAAAGAGAAAUACACAGACUGGACAGAGUUUCUUAUUCAAGAGCUGACUGGUUCCCGUACAGCACCUGCAAAUUUGCUGGAAGGGCCUCUUCGAGGAAAGAACACUGUUGAUCUCAUCAUGCUUGGUUCACUGAUAGAACUACAGGAUUCCCAGAAUCCCUUCCAGUACUGGAUAGUCAGGGUGAUAGAAAAUAUCGGCGGUAGACUGCGGCUCCGCUACUUUGGACUGGACUGUGACACACACGACAAGUGGCUGUUUUACCUCGACUUCAGGCUUCGUCCUGUGGGUUGGUGUCUGGAGAACAGAUACAGCAUGGAACCUCCUACAGAGAUCCAGGGUUUAAGAGCAGCUACCGACUGGAAAGAUGCCCUGGAGAGAGCAAUCACUGAAGCAGCAAAGAAUCCUCUCCCACUGGAGGUGUUCAAGGACCACGCAGACCUUCAAAACCAUUUGUUCUCGGUUGGGAUGAAGUUAGAGAUGUUGGACUCUCAGGAGCCCUUUUGUAUCAGCCCAGCGACAGUGACCAAGGUUUAUAAUGAUCAUUAUUUCCAUGUGACCAUUGAUAAUCUGGCAGGAGAUCCGACACCCAGUUCACUGCUCUGCCAUGCCGAAUCCCCCGGGAUCCUUCCUGUGGAGUGGUGCCUUAAAAACGGGGUUAACCUCACACGCCCCAAAGGUUACCUCAGCCAGGAUUUUGAUUGGGCAGACUACCUGAAGCAAUGUGGGACAGAGGCAGCUCCUCAUCUUUGCUUUAGAAAUACAUCACUGCGUUGGGGGUUUUCCAAAAACAUGAAGCUGGAGGCUGUCAACCCAAUGAAUCCAGCAGAAAUAUGUGUGGCAUCGAUCACUAAAGUGAAAGGAAGGUUGAUGUGGCUCCAUCUAGAAGGUUUGAAGAAGCCAUUUGCAGAGUAUAUAGUUGAUGUGGAGUCCAUGGACAUUUUCCCAGUAGGCUGGUGUGAAGCGAAUGGAUAUCACCUUACUCCACCAAACAGAGUUAUCUGUCAGACACAGAAGAAGAUUGCUGUAGUACAGCCAGAAAAACAAUUGCUUACCUCCGUGCCUGUGGAGAAUGUAUCUCAUAAUAUAUGUCCCAAUGCUCCACUGGAUACUGGUGCCACUAAUGGGAAGUACUGCUGCUCCCAAAUCUUUGUCAACCAUCGAUGUUUCUCAGGUCCCUAUUUAAACAAAGGGAGGAUAGCAGAACUGCCUCAGUCAGUAGGCCCUGGCAAAUGUACUCUUGUCCUCAAAGAGGUUCUUGGCAUGUUAAUCAAUGCUGCAUAUAAACCAGGCCGUGUACUGAGAGAACUGCAGCUUGUAGAAGACCCACAGGGGAACUUUCAAGAAGAAACACUAAAAGCCAAAUACAAAGGGAAAACAUACAGAUCAACUAUCAAGAUUGUGAGAACCUCCGACCAGGUGUCAGAAUUCUGCAGGAAAGUUUGUCUCAAGCUUCAGUGCUGUCCUAAUUUGUUUAGCCCUGCCUUGGUCACAGACAAGUGCCCUGAGAACUGCUCCAUUCACACCAAAACAAAAUACACUUAUUACUAUGGGAAGAAGAAAAAGGUCAUCAAACCAACAAUUGGUGACAGCUGCAUAGAGAGUAGCCUAACAAAGCCUGCCAGGCGUAGAAAGAAGCGCAAAUCCAUCUUUGUCCAGAAGAAAAGACGAUCCUCGGCAGUAGACUACACGCCAGCUGCAUCCCCACAGGACAGCGAGGAGGACGAGGAUCAGGAUGGGCCUGAAGAUGACACGGGGAGCGAGGAGACGAGCUCAGAGCAGCGGGAAGACCAGACUGACACGUCCUCAGUGGAAGUCCUGACCACAAGACCCAGAAGAGCAGCAGCUUUAAGAAGGAACACAGACACUCCGAGACCCACAAGCAUUGAGAGGUCCCGGCGCAAGAGGACCACCCGGUCACUGUCCUACACUGAGGAUAUAAAAUACCACCCUGCCAAGCGCUCUGCAGCAAAGGUUGAAAACCGUGAAGAUGAAGACAAACUGGUUCUGAACAGCAACCCACUGGAGUGGUCUGUAGCUGAUGUUGUCAGGUUUAUUAAGUCUACAGAUUGUGCACCCCUCACCAAAAUAUUUCAGGAACAGGAUAUUGAUGGCCAGGCAUUACUCCUUCUGACACUUCCAACAGUCCAAGAAUGCAUGGAACUUAAACUUGGACCAGCCAUCAAGCUGUGUCACCAGAUUGAAAGAGUGAAGGUUGCGUUCUAUGCACAAUAUGCUAACUGACCCUGUACCUUUGACCUUUGCUGGUGAUAAUAAGUAUACAGAACUUAUCUUAUGGCUUACAGUGACUGUAUGUAGGUACUGCGUUGAAGUUGAUGCUGGGUCUGUGAAAAGUAAGGCCACAGUUAUAGUGAUGACAUUUUGUACUAUAGAGUUCUAUCAACUGUCAGUUAUGCAGAACAGUUAAAUGGAUGGGCACGAAGGAUUAUUGCUAAAGCUGUAAACUAUUGUUUGUCCUUUUAAUCCCAUUUGAAAUACAACUACAGGUGAACUACAGGAAAACUACAUAGACUAGUAGAACGUAGUUAGGCUGUGGUUUAGCUGCACUAUCAGUUCAGUGCUCAUGUGGUUUUUGUUUUUUAUGCAGUUGGGAAUGGUGCAGUGUGAAGCAACAUAAAAAAAAAGCCAUACACCGUACAACACAGAACACCUCCACUCCCUUUGCAUUUUGUUUUCAAAUUAAUCUACUGUAGCUGUGAAAUUUAGUAAGUUACUGAUUUUUGUGGAUCUACGUUUUGUUAUUUUAUUUAAAAAGUACAUUUUGGAAUUCCCCAAAAAUCCAUAUACCAUAGGUGUGUAUUACAUUCGUUAUUAAUAAUAUAAUUUUUUUUUUGUAGUGCUUGAUUAUUUUUUGUAUGAAGUAAAUACUAUCUGUAAAAUACAAAGUUAUUUAAUAGAACUUUAUACACAUAGUUGUAAGGUCUGCAAUUUUAUGACAUUGCACUCAAGUUGUGUAUGCUUACUGUCUUAAUUGCACUAUAAGAAGAAUUCUUAUUUAAACCGUUUCCAAAAAACAGUACAAUUGGGCAUAUGGCCUAAAUAUUUUUAUUCAAUGAGUUAAAGUUAGGCCUUUUAAAAACAGUAAACACUCAAUUUUUUAAAUUAAAAUGUUACUGUAGAUUUGUUGCACUUAUAUUUAAGGCCAUGUCAAAUAAACAGAUAUUGUUGAUUACUCUUGGUACAUUUUUGUAUUUAAAUUAUUGAAAACCCUUUUAAAACUAAAUGUAUAUUCCUUUUAAGAAAAGAAAAAAUCUAAAUAUAUGAAUAGACUUCAGAAAUGAGUUGCUGUCCAUUUCAAUAGUUUUUUCUUCUCUAGUUUUUGUUUUAUUUCAAUGAUAACGGAGAGUGCACUUUCGUAGUUGCUAUUCAUUUUGAACAGAUUAGUUUUAUUUUAUUUGUAUGUUGAUAUAUGUAUUAUAAUGUCGCAAAAAAGAUACAAAGAGGUGUUCAAGACUCUAACUCGCUAUCUUUAUUUAAAAAGAUUUAAGAGUAUUUGUAAACAUUAUGUAAAGUUAUGAAGUGCUGUAUUUUGAAUCAAGAUAAAAAAAAAAAAAAAAAACUCUGAACAAGUUUUAUGAAUACAAAGGCCUAUUUAAUUUAUCAAAAUAGGCUUAAAGUUGCCCUUUUUAAAAUGUUAGUUCAAUUUUGAUGAAUAGGUCCCAUUUUUUAAAUUUUUUAAGAUUUGUGUUGAUCUUUUUCUCAAGCAGCAUUCGUUAAGCUGACAAGAAUUUGUGAUUGAGCGUUUUGAAUGCUUUUGUAUAGUUUUGUAUACACGUAGAAUACAAAUUGCACAUUCCAUUUAUGCAUUGUGUAAUUUGUACAUUGAACUUCUUUGACGUAUAACAUAAUAAAAUGUAUUCUUUUAGAUGGGAGGGGAAUUUUUUUUUUUGUUUAAGUACACAUGCAUGGUUUAAUUGUUUGCCUCCAUUCAGUUUGACCAAACCUUUAAUGUUCAGCUUUGUAUUAUUGUAUAAAAAUGUUUUGUUUAAAAAAAAAAAAGAAAGAAAAAAAUAAGGUUUACAUGUGAACUGUGUUGUUGCUCUCUGAUUAUAUUGUUCAUAUGGGUGACUGGAAUAAAUGAAUGACAGCAAAGUGUGACAGACCUUAGAAAAAAAUCAUUUUAAAUAGCUAUAUGUUUAAUAGUUUGAAUUAGAAGCUAAAUGAAAGUUAUUUGCUGACACCCACAAAUGUUAUUCUGCCUUGCUUUGCUUUUAUCCUAUAUUUUGUAUUAUAUGUUUGGCUUAAUACAUUAUCUAGUGUUGAAAAUUUGAAUAAUAUUUAAGCUGUCUUCAAGGCACCUUUCUGUAUAUAUGUUUUCAUGUAAAUAAAUGAAAAUCUAUAUUCAGAGUUAUAUUUUAAAUGUUUGCUAAAUUUAAAUGAUGCUCAUUUGUACAUGUUGGAAGCAAGGCAUAUUGAGAAAAUAAAGAAUAUAAAAUGAAUAA